Messenger RNA from Cladophialophora immunda, 711 nucleotides. RefSeq lists its product as uncharacterized. The transcript is spliced from 2 exons. Bases 1 to 711 code for a protein of 236 amino acids. The record is from RefSeq and is a predicted model, not a curated record. Gene Ontology annotation, molecular function: hydrolase activity. NCBI's taxonomy places the organism in Eukaryota, Fungi, Ascomycota, Eurotiomycetes, Chaetothyriales, Herpotrichiellaceae.
AUGAACAGCGAGGGGCACAGAGUCCCUUCAGAAUCCCAGUCCAAUGUCCAGUUCAUGCGUAGAUGGUUUAAGGACAAUGCACGCAAGGCCGAUCUGAGGCCUAGAUGCGAGCCUUUGAAGACCCCAGUUGCUGUCGAGGUGAGCCUCGAAAAUGUGAAAUAUGGUCAAGGGGGAGGAGAGCAAUUUCAGGUGCGGGUGUAUGAGCCCCAGGACGGAUCCCAGUCUGAAGGCAUCAACCGGCCGGCUUUGAUCAUGUAUCACGGAGGAGGCUGGGUUCUCGGUGACCCGACCGCAGACGAAGACCUUUCGAUUUUCUUUGCCAGCGAGCUCCGCGCCGUCAUCUUCAGCGUGGACUACCGUCUUGCGCCGGAACAUGAUCUCCGAACAAUGCACAACGACUGCUAUGAAGCCUUGAACUGGGUGACGAGUCCAGACAUAUCGGCCACUUACCGAGUAGAUCUCUCUCGCCUUGGUCUUUGGGGAUGUUCCGCCGGCGCUCACCUUGGAGCGACGGGUCUCCUGCGCGAUGCGGUGGAACGUGCUUCCUCCCGCUUACGACAAGCCAGCUUGGUAGUUCCAGCUGUCUGCCACCCGCACGCUUUCAGCGGCCUGCUUGGACAGACAUUUGAGAAAAAGAAGCAGACGUAUCUCAAAGAGACACCGUCUUCUUUUCUUGGGCACAUUGAGAAUCUCUUCGGUAACGUUGUCUGA